AAAUUAAGAAGAAAUGGAGAAGAAUGCGGCAAAAAAAAAGGGUCCUUACAGGGAGAAACUUACUACCAAUGCCAAACAGAGGUAUUUAGAGAAACUGGCUAAUAUUAAAAACGUUGACCCAUACGAGCUGCCUGCAGCUGAAUGGAACAAAGACCUAGACUCUUUACCACCUUGCACUUACAUGGAAAUAGUUAAUUACUUGGUUUUUGGCAUCAGUUAUUACACUAUGCUAGAAUUCAAAAGCCUGAAAUCCUUGGAAAGUUACGAGACAUUCUGCUGCGGCUGGGUGCGCGACUUGGUCAUCUACAAGCCCCCAAACUGUGAAAACACCGUUGUACUGGCAAAGGUCAUGCAUUCAAGGCGGCUCAGCGAGCCUCCUCUCACACCAUGGGUCAUCCUUACACCAUCGGGACAAGUGUGUUCAGCCCACUGCACAUGCAUGGCUGGUGUAGCUGAGUCAUGCACCCAUGUUGGAGCCCUGCUCUUUAUGGUUGAUGCCUGUGUCCGGUUGAAGGAAAAGGCCACAGUCACUGAUGAACCGGCCUACUGGAUCCUGCCAAGCAGCAUCGACAAAGUCCAUCCAGAGGUUGGCCACAGCAUCGACUUCACAUCUGCUGCUGCCACACGCAGGUCUCUAAACAGACGCAUUGAUGGUAAGACCCACACCAGUCCUGCGUUGAGAACACGUGCGGCCAAAACAACAAAAAAAACACCCACACCAACACCGGAAGAGCUGGAAACAUUCUACAGGGAUCUCCAUAACACAGGCACAAGAUCAGCCAUUUUGAGUGUGCUGCCAGAAUACUGUGAGGAAUUUCGAGACCCUGUUCUGCCCAUCAGAAGCUUACAGUCUCUGACAAAUGUUCGUGGCACUAGCCUUGAUAGGAGUGACCUAUCAGCGCUGCAGAAGCACUGCCAGGCCAUAAGAAACAUCGCUGAUGUGUCAGAGGAACAGGCAGUGCAGAUUGAGAGAAGGACGAGGGGACAGCACACCUCUUCACUUUGGUUUGCAGCACGGGCAGGCAGAAUCACGGCCUCCUCAAUGCACAGUGUCUAUGCAACAGACAUCAGCUCACCAGCUCUCUCCACCAUAAACAGGGUUUGUUACCCUACGCGCGGGCCAGGAACAGCCGCCACCAGUUGGGGUAUCAAACAGGAGGAGACAGCGAGGCAGGCAUACACCACACACACAAAAGAACAGCACAGAAAUCAACAAGUGCAAACUUGUGGGUUUUUUGUCAACCCGGCCUUCCCACAAGUAGUAGCAUCACCAGAUGCCAUUGUGAGUUGCACCUGUUGUGGAAAGGGCUGCAUUGAAAUAAAAUGCCCAGCUAAGUACAAGGACUACACAGUCCUCGAUGCAUGUGCAUCAGAUGACCGCAAUUUCUGCCUGCAUGUGGUUGAUGGUCAGGUGCACCUCAAGAAGAUCCACCAGUACUACAGCCAGGUCCAGACUCAACUUCUUGUAACCAACAGUGCAUACUGUGACUUUGUAGUGUGGACACUGAAGGACUGUGUAAUUCUACGCAUAACUCCAGACACCUUUUUUUGGAAGGCACGGCUUCAGAAGUCACAGGAGUUCUUCCUGAAGGUGACUCUCCCUGAACUCGUGGUGCAAUAUUUCACACUACCACCUACCUCCCAAGCAUUGUUUGGCCCCAGUGUGCUACAGCAACAACAGCCACUGGAAGUGCGUGUAAAGACGCCAAGAAAGCAGCCUGCCAAAAAAGACAAAGCACCAAAGAGAAAUAAGUCAGUGUGGUGUCUUUGUGCUGGACCAGAGAAAGGUCAAAUGGUGGCAUGUGACAACAAGAACUGUACAGUACAGUGGUAUCACUUCCAUUGUGUGGGGCUUGUGGACACCCCUUCUGCUGAUACUCCUUGGUUUUGCCCUUCUUGUGCUGAUUAAUGUUUGAUGCACAUUACAUUAAUGCACUUUUUUUUUUAUUGUUUACAUUAAUGCACUUUUUAUUGUUUACAUUAAUGCACUUUUUUGUGAUUUAUUUAGAGCAUAUUGUGAA
Molecule: messenger RNA, 2021 nt
Organism: Carassius carassius (crucian carp)
Lineage: Eukaryota; Metazoa; Chordata; Actinopteri; Cypriniformes; Cyprinidae
Exons: 2
Coding region: 14-1909 (631 amino acids)
Molecular function (GO): zinc ion binding
Source: RefSeq, a predicted model, not a curated record